UGGAGUUCCGCCCUUGCCCGUUGUAGGGGAAGAGGGUCGUGAGCGGGGCAAGUCUCACCCACCCCGGGGGAGACCAGGAGGGAGAAGGAAGCAAUGGAGGGGAGAACCCAGCAGACGCAGAUCAAGCAGGACACAUCACCCCAGUUGUCGCCAAUCCUCCCGAGGGCGAUGACCAGGUCCUCCAACCCGGGAACUUCCAGUAGCCCUCCCAUGCGGCCCACAGCAGCCGACACCAUGCACAGCUUUGGGACCAUCCUGCUGGCACUUGGGGACUUCGGGCCCUUCCAGAAGUGGCUAGUGUUCUGGCUGGCCCUUCCCAGCAUGACCAAUCCCUUCUUCUUCUUCGGCCAAAUGUUCAUGUUUCUGGAGCCUCGGCACCAUUGCAACACUGCCUGGAUCCUGGCCCUGAGUCCCAACCUGAGCACGGAGCAGCAGCUGAACCUGACCCUCCCUCUCCGGGCCGAUGGCACCUUCGAGGCUUGUCGUAUGUACAGGCCGGAACCAGGGUGGGGUAUCGAGGAAAUCGUCUCGUUUGGACUGAACGAAAUGGAGGACUGCCAGGAUGGCUGGGUAUACCUCUCAGAGGAGCCACCUUCUCUGGUCACUGAGUUCAACCUGGUCUGCGGCCGGAAGCAUGAGAAGGAGGUCUCCCAGUCCGUCUUCAUGGCCGGGCUGCUGCUUGGGGCGGCCACCUUCGGUCUACUCAGUGACAGGUUCGGCCGCCGCAUCACUGUCCUCAUGGAGCUGCUGCUGCAGGCCGUGGUCGGCAUCGGUACGGCCUUUGUCCCCAACUUCUACCUGUACAUGGCACUGCGGUUCGUGGUUGGCACUGCUGUCUCUGGAUUCGCCAUCAGCUACAUCACCUUGACCACAGAAUGGGUGGGGCCCACCCAACGGACGCUGGCGGUGACCAUCGCACCCUGCUUCUUUGCACUGGGUCAGAUGGUCCUGGCCGGGCUGGCCUAUGGUGUGCGGAACUGGAGGCUGCUGCAGCUCGCUGCUGCAUCCCCCAUCGUCUUGUUCUUUUUCUAUGUCUGGGUCCUCCCAGAGUCAGCGCGUUGGCUCCUGGUCCAGGGGAGAGUGGAUGAGGCCCGGGAGCUCAUGAAGAAAGCAGCAGCCUGCAACCACCGCAGGAUCCCCCCAGAGCUGCUGGAUCAGCUCCAAAAUGAGACAAAGCCACCACGAGGGAAUAUCCUGGACCUCUUCCGCCAACAGCACCUCAGGAAAGUGACGCUCAUUCUGCUGGCAGUGUGGUUUGUGGACAGCCUGGUGUACUAUGGACUGAGCCUGAACGUGGGGAGCUUCGGCCUGGACAUCUAUCUGACGCAGCUGGUGUUCGGGCUCGUGGAGUUGCCUGCCCGCCUUGGCUGUGUCUUCGUGCUCCAGCGCUUCGGCAGGAGGCGGUGCCAGGCCUGGACCCUUAUAGCCGGGGGCAGCAUGUGUCUCAUCAUCAUCUUCAUCCCCCCAGACUUACCUGUACUCAUCACAGUGCUGGCUGUCAUUGGCAAGUUUGCCAGCACAGCGGCUUUCACCAUCUCCUACAUCUACUCGGCCGAGCUGUUCCCCACAAUCAUCAGGCAGACAGGCAUGGGGCUGGUGGCCAUGGCCUCACGGACAGCUGGCAUCAUCACCCCUCUGAUCGGACUGCUCAGAGAGUAUCACCCCGCCAUCCCCAUGGCUGUCUUCGGGAGCCUUCCAGUACUAGUGGGGGUCCUCUGCUUCUUGCUCCCAGAAACCAAGGACCAGGAACUCCAAGACUGGCUGGACGGGCCUAGCGACACUGACCGGACCAAGGGGGAAGCCGGAGGCUGCAGUGGGCAAGGUCAGUGUUCCAGUCUAGCCUCCGCCACAGCGGCCAAUGCCAUGCACGACUUUGGGGCCAUCCUGACAGCUCUGGGGGACUUCGGGCCCUUCCAGAAGUGGCUGGUGUUCUGGCUGGCCCUUCCCAACCUGGGUUUUCCCUUCUACUUCUUCGGCCAAAUGUUCAUGUUCCUGGAGCCGAGGCACCACUGUGACACGGGCUGGAUCCUGGCCCUGAGCCCCAACCUGAGCACAGAGCAGCAGCUGAACCUGACCCUUCCACGCCGGGCUGACGGCACCUUCGAGGCCUGCCGCAUGUACAGGCCAGAACCGGGGUGGGGCAUCGAUGAGAUCAUCUCCUUCGGGCUUAACGACACAGAGGACUGCCGGGAUGGCUGGGUGUACCUCUCGGAGGAGCCGCCUUCUCUGGUCACCGAGUUCGACCUGGUCUGUGGCCGGAAGCAUGAGAAAGAGGUCUCCCAGUCCAUCUACAUGGCUGGGCUGCUGGUUGGGGCAGCCACCUUUGGCCCAAUGAGUGACAGGUUUGGCCGCCGCAUCAUCCUCCUCGUGGAGCUGCUGCUGCAGGCCAUGGUCGGUAUCGGCACCGCUUUUGUCCCCAACUUCUACCUGUACAUGGCGCUGAGGUUCGUGGUUGGCACUGCCGUCUCUGGAUUCUCCAUCAGCUUUGUCACCCUGAACAUGGAAUGGGUGGGACCAUCCAGAAGAACUUUGGCCAUAGUCAUCUCUCACUGCUUCUUUGCACUGGGUCAGAUGGUUCUGGCCGGGCUGGCUUAUGGAGUGCGGAACUGGAGGCUGCUGCAGCUUGCCAGCGCGUCCCCCAUCGUCCUGCUCUUUUUCUAUGUCUGGGUCCUUCCAGAGUCAGCCCGCUGGCUCCUGGUCCAGGGAAGAGUGGAUGAAGCCCGAGAACUCCUGCAAAAGGCAGCGGCCUGCAACCACCGCACGAUCCCGCUGGAACUGCUGCACCAGCUCCAAAACGAGACAAAGUCACUGCAGGCGAAUGUCCUCGACCUAUUUCGUCACCGGCACCUCAGGAAAGUGACGCUCAUUCUGCUGGCAGUGUGGUUUGUGGACAGCCUGGUGUAUUUCGGGCUGAGCUUGAAUGUGGGGAGCUUUGGCCUGGACAUCUACCUGACACAGCUGGUGUUUGGACUGGUGGAGCUGCCUGCCCGCUUUGGCUGUGUCUUCGUGCUCCAGCGCUUUGGCAGGAGAUGGUGCCAGGCCUGGACCCUAAUCAUCGGGGGCAGCAUGUGCCUCAUCAUCAUCUUCAUCCCACCAGACUUCCCCGUGCUCACCACAGUGCUGGCAGUCAUCGGCAAGUUUGCCACAUCAGCAGCCUUCUCCAUCUCCUACAUCUAUUCUGCUGAGCUCUUCCCCACCAUCGUCAGGCAGACGGGCUUGGGGCUGGUGGGCAUAGCAGCACGGACGUCUGGCAUCAUCACCCCUCUGAUCGGGCUGCUCAGAAAGUAUCACCCCGCCAUCCCCAUGGCUGUCUUCGGCAGCAUCCCGGUACUGGUGGGGGUCCUCUGCUUCCUGCUCCCGGAAACCAAGGACCGGGAACUCCAAGACUGGCUGGACGGCCUCAGCAACACUGAGCAGACCAAGGGAGCUGCUGGAGGCUACAGCGGGCAAGCCCGGGUGAAGGAAGCUGAAACAGAUGUGGGGACAGACACCACCCUGCCCUCCACCCACCUGUGACUGACACAAUGGCAGUUUGAUGACGUGCAGUUGUUCGGAGGCCCCCCCUCCCCGCCCUCAUGGCUCCCAGAUCUGAACUCCGACCCAGUGUCACCUUGGCCACCUGGUGAGACAGCUGGGGCCAAGGAGUCGCAGAGGAGAAGCAGAGACAUGCAGCUGUCCACCUGCACUGAUUCAUGGAGGCAGGGGCUGGAUUGGAUGACCUUUACAGUCCUUUCUGCCCUGACCCUGCCCACUCCUCCUCCUUUUUCCCAUCCCAGGAUCGGGGUCGGCCCCUGAUCCUGGGCCAUUGGCUGUGGCUUUCCACUCACGGGAUGGGGAUGGGUGCUGGGGCGGGGGAGGGAUGGCUGUGCACUGUGACAAUGCUCAGGCCCCAGCUGUUUUCUGGCAGGCUGUGUUGGCUCUGCUGGGCACAGUUGAGAGCCCUGCACCUAGGGGUUGCUCAGUCAAGCCUGACCCAAUGGAAUUUGAUUUUUUUCCA
Molecule: messenger RNA, 3997 nt
Organism: Tachyglossus aculeatus (Australian echidna)
Lineage: Eukaryota; Metazoa; Chordata; Mammalia; Monotremata; Tachyglossidae
Product: solute carrier family 22 member 13-like
Exons: 22
Coding region: 94-3516 (1140 amino acids)
Biological process (GO): transmembrane transport
Cellular component (GO): membrane
Molecular function (GO): transmembrane transporter activity
Source: RefSeq, a predicted model, not a curated record